Formica exsecta is the source of this 1529-nucleotide messenger RNA. RefSeq names its product RIB43A-like with coiled-coils protein 2. Lineage: Eukaryota; Metazoa; Arthropoda; Insecta; Hymenoptera; Formicidae. The record is from RefSeq and is a predicted model, not a curated record. The coding region runs from base 248 to 1360 and encodes 370 amino acids. The transcript is spliced from 9 exons.
UAGCAGAGUUCAUAGUAAAGUCAAUCAAUCGCGCGUCGACGGUGCACUAAUCACAUCCGGGACGUCCGGGUGGAUCCCGGGAGGAUGAAUACGAAGGGAUUCUCUAUCUCACUCGGUGAACUGCUGGAAACUUCGAGGUUUCGAGGUCGAAAAUCGAAAGGUCUGGAUAUUCUCGUCUUCCGUCGUCGUAUAUAUAACCUUGUCACGCGCGGUAAGAAAGUCAAAUUUCUUACAAAAAAUAUCCGAAAUGCUGAAAUUUCAACAACGUGCCACUCCGGAGGAUCUCAAGAUCGCCGCAUCCAUAGAACGUAAACGUCAACUCGAAGAAGCGAGAAAACUGCGUAUCUUUAACCCUCGCGUUAGGAAAAUUGGAAUAGACAAGAUAUUCUUGGAUAAGCAAGUCGAGGAAAAGCAGCGGCGGCAUAAGUGGGAACAGGCGAAAGAAUGUCAAUUGGAUGAAGCGCUUAUUCGCAACAGCGAGCUCGCCGUGCAUUUGGAGAGGCAGCAAGAGGAGGAAAGACGAAGAAUAAACAAGGAGAUUGAGUGCUUUCGCCGGGUGCAUCAACGAGUCGAGGACCGUCGAGAUUACGACCUAUAUGAUCCCGAAACGCUAAAGAAAUCGCUUCCAGUCGAUGACGAUGAUCCGACCUUGGGACCAGCGUCUGCUCAGAAGUUCGAGGGCGAGGAUCGCAAUCUUCACGAGCGAUUGAAAGAACAGAGAGAGCAGAUGCGUUGGUGGAUCCAGAAGCAAAAAGAGGAACGCGAGGCGAUUGAAAAGGUACGACGAGAUACCGAGGAAGCCUAUCAGGAAGUCAUCCUCUCCAGGGACAAGCGCGGGAUGAUGUUGGCACGGAUGGAGGAGGAAUGUCGACGAAGGUUGAACGAAGCAACGGCGACAUUUAAUCGCGCUCUGGCCGAGGAGCAGCAGCACCGCCGUCACUGCGAAGCCAUUCAAGAUGAGGAGGACAAGAAAGCGGAAAUCUAUAAUCACGUGACUGGAGAUUUCCUCACCGAAGCUAGAGAACAGGCCGAGAGCGUUCGCGGUCCGUACAGGCCGUUGGCGGACCGAUACAAGGGCAUGACUGCGGAUGAGUUGAAGGUCUUCAGGGACGCUCAGCUGGAACAAAUGGAAGAUAUUCGAGUUAAUAAAGACUGGCUAAAAUCAAAUCAUCUUCAAGCUGCACGUUCGUAUGAGGGCGAAUUAAAUAAAAAAAAAUCGGAGUUUAACAAGAAAAUCGCAGAGGAAAAUUUGCAGCUUGCCGAGCAACAGAAAUUACAUCAGGAUUAUCUGAACCGUGUCAUUUAUAAGACCCAGCCAACCGCCGCCUUCUACGAGCAAUUUAACAAAGGGACACGUUGAAAGCGAAAUCAUAUGUGCUAUAUAUUUUUCCAAGAUUGAUGUAAAUUUUAAAAAAUAAUUUCACACAAACUUUUUUUUUAUAAAAAAGUGAUAAAUUAAUGUAUAUCAACAAUUCUAUUGUAUUGGCAAAAUCAAGGCAUCAACUUUCAAUUAAUCAGAUUUAUUCAAA